Molecule: messenger RNA, 693 nt
Organism: Engraulis encrasicolus (European anchovy)
Lineage: Eukaryota; Metazoa; Chordata; Actinopteri; Clupeiformes; Engraulidae
Gene: bsx
Product: brain-specific homeobox
Exons: 3
Coding region: 1-693 (230 amino acids)
Biological process (GO): regulation of DNA-templated transcription
Molecular function (GO): DNA binding; DNA-binding transcription factor activity, RNA polymerase II-specific
Source: RefSeq, a predicted model, not a curated record
AUGAAUCUAAACUACACAUCCUCUGUCCCACAACUGCCGGCUCAACGGUCCACGUCUUUCUUUAUUGAAGAUAUUCUGCUGCAUAAACCCAAGCCUCUCCGAGAGGUCUUCCAUCACGCGCCCUUUCCGAGCACCUUCGCGUCGCGCGUGCCUCUCCUGGACUACGGAUACCCGCUGAUGCCCACCCCGAUCCUGGCUCCGCAUCCCCAUCACCCCCUCCACAAGCCAGACACCCACCCCUACUUCUUCGCGUCAGGUAUGCAAGUGCCAGCCCUGUUUCAGCACCACCCGGAGCUGCCCGGAAAGCACUGCAGACGGCGGAAAGCGCGGACGGUCUUCUCGGACUCGCAGCUGUCGGGUCUGGAGAAGAGGUUUGAGGUCCAGCGGUACCUCUCCACCCCGGAGCGGGUAGAACUGGCCACCGCACUCAGCCUCUCGGAGACACAGGUGAAGACGUGGUUUCAAAACAGGCGGAUGAAGCACAAGAAACAGCUGAGGAAGACCCAGGAUGACCAGAAGAGCUCGGGGGACGUAGACCGAGGAGCGGAGAGCUCGUGUGAAGGAGAGAUGAACGAGAAAUGUCCAGACGACAUGAAGAGCGGCACGAGCCCAGAGGACACUUACAUUUUGGACGAACACGAAGACGAUGUGGACAUUGAAGACGACAUGUGCUCGCCAGAACAUCUUUUAUAG